Molecule: messenger RNA, 2348 nt
Organism: Magallana angulata
Lineage: Eukaryota; Metazoa; Mollusca; Bivalvia; Ostreida; Ostreidae
Product: neuronal acetylcholine receptor subunit alpha-9-like
Exons: 7
Coding region: 407-1912 (501 amino acids)
Biological process (GO): nervous system process; regulation of membrane potential; chemical synaptic transmission
Cellular component (GO): synapse; neuron projection; postsynaptic membrane
Molecular function (GO): acetylcholine-gated monoatomic cation-selective channel activity; transmembrane signaling receptor activity
Source: RefSeq, a predicted model, not a curated record
UGAGCAGGGAGUAAAUGAUGGGCGUAUAGAGAGAGGAUUCAGAGUGAUGGCAAUUUAUAAUUACUGACUGCUAAUGUGAAAUACAGCGGAUCAUUCCGAACAAUCAGCUGUUUCCCGGAUAAUCCGGACUUAAGCGACAGUAGUUUUCCACUUGACUGCUUUUUUGCAUCUCCCGGAACCAUCAAGUCCGCUUAGAUCACCUAUAAUAUUAGAGCUGAUGAUACUUUUCCUUAACGAUCAGUAAUGAACUCAGGCAUUCUGGGUCUUCUUUGAGCAAUUGGCCAAUUCUUAGAAUGUAUUGGAUUGUCUGCCGUUUUGUGUUGAUGGACCAUCGUUCUAUAGGCUUUUAAUCAAGAGAAGCACCAAAUUAACGACUCCUCAUGGUCUUUCCGAAUGUCUGGCGAAGAUGACGUCACGGAUUGUGUUGAUCAGUGCAUUUUGUUGCAUCUUGGGAUUUCUGGUCAGAUCAGCUGAUGCGGUGGGUACGGACGACCCCCGGGUCCGGCUGACAGACGAGCAGAGGUUGUACAAGGAGCUGUUACGUAACUACGAUAGGAACACACGACCGGUCUAUAACGCCUCCCACCCUGUCAACGUCAACAUCAGUAUCUCCCUCACCCAGAUCUUUGAUGUGGAGGAAAAAAAUCAAGUGCUUACUACCAAUAUUUGGUUGGAUCAGAGCUGGAAGGACGAGAAGCUUGGCUGGGACCCCGCCCACUACAACAAUCUGACCGUCCUGAGGAUCCCGUGUAACAACAUCUGGCUACCCGACAUUGUCCUCUACAACAGCGCCGAGGAUUACACCGGGGGGUACAUGGAGGCGCUGGCCAUGGUCUCCUAUGACGGCACGGUGUUCUGGCCGCCCAUCGUCAAGUUCCGCAGCACGUGUGAGAUUGACAUUACAUACUAUCCGUUCGAUGACCAGCUCUGUAAGAUGAAGUUUGGCAGCUGGGCCUACGACGGGUCUCAAGUCGAUGUCUUCAACACGACAAAAGGGGUGGAUCUCACGAACUUUGUACGUAACGGGGAGUGGGAACUUCUCAGUGUUAAAUCCAUACGUCACAACAUCCGGUACCCAUGCUGCUCGGAGAUGUUCCCGGAUGUGACGUUUUGGAUUCACCUGAAGCGACGCACGCUGUAUUACACGUACAACGUGAUCAUCCCGUGUGUGAUGCUGUCCAUUCUGACGAUGGUGGGGUUCUGGAUCCGCCCCGAGAGCGGGGAGAAGGUGUCCCUGGGACUGACCGUGCUGCUGGCCUUCUCUGUCUUCAUGCUCCUCAUUGCAGAGAACAUGCCCGCCACCUCCAACUUUGUUCCGCUCAUAGGUAUAUAUCUUACCACAGUUAUGGCUCUGACGUCAUUUUCCGUCAUCAUGGCCGUCGUGACGUCAAACAUCAAUUUACGGGGAUUCAAAGAGGUGGAUCUACCCAGGUGGUUACGCAAAUUAAUCAUAGUUUGUGCUAAAAUCAAUUGUAUGAAACUGGCGUACGUUACGACGGCAGACUGUGGAACCGUGGACGAUAGGCACGGAAAGGAAAAGUAUUAUCAGAUGCACACGACCUUCUCCAACGACUCGGGGUGUGCUCUAAUAGAUUAUGAAAACAACAGCACAAAACAGAAAUGCGAGAUGCAUGGCAACAGUACGGAACACGUGCAGGGGGAGAUGGGGGUGUGUAACGACUCAUGGGUGACCAGGGAGAUCCUGGCGCGGCUCCAGAUGUUGGUGGACAAGGAGGAGGAGAAGGAGAGGAGUGACCUAGUUUGUAAGCGCUGGAUGGAGGCCGCCGAGGUGAUCGACAGGUGUCUGUUCUGGCUGUUUAUCUUCGGUACAUUGUUUUCAACAAUCAUCCUAUUGGUGGUGAUUCCCUCUAUCCGGCCCUAUGACAACCACGGGGACAUCGUUGCUACUUGACAUCUAGUAUUGGCCAGUUUCAUCAAGCCCAUUUGAUAGCGGUGACAAUAACCUGUCAAAGAUAAGGUUCCAGCGAUGUUGUCAAAGAUGCGUGACGUCAUAAAUGAACUGUGAACUGUUACUGCAUUGCUACCCCUACUGCAUGUAUGUAUUAGAACUUCCAUAUUCAUCGUAUAAACUAUUACUGCCGAUUCGUUGUUUGUACUGAUCACAUAUUAGUCGGAGUGUCAUGGUUCUAAUUAAUUGUGGUCCAAGCUGAUUCUACAAAACCAUCAAGGCGAGAUUCCACGAGAUGUAUCGCAUUCCACGAGAUGUGUCGCAUUCCGCCAAAGUUAUUCACACAUAGUGGAUGUGUAUUGGAUAAACAUAUUUAUGCUAUCAGAUAUGUAUAAGACAAUAAAUUCUUUGCAUAUGCGAAUAAACAAUUUCAUACUAA